AUGGUGGAAUAUCUAAAGUGCUCCAGAGGAUGUCUAGUUGUAUUAGUCUGUACAGCCGUUGGGGAACUUGUCGUUCUAGUAGCAUUGGUGUUACACUGGAGAAUUGCAAGGAAAGAACUUCUGGCUCCCAAACAACAACAACUAUGUUUUCCACUUGACAAAUUUGGCUCCACAGAAGAAAUAGAGAGGUGUCCGGAUGGAUUGAAAGAGAUUCACAAGGAAAAGGAAAAUGUCACGGUCGCUUCCAAUAGAUAUAACAGCGAUAUAAAUCCAGAAAUAACUGCGCUUAAUCUGACGGAUUACAACUGUCAUGCAGCUAAAGGGAAACAACCAGCCGCAAAACUUGCAGGAUUAGCUACAGACAGGAAACCUGUUCAAGUUGGAACGAACUUCAAAUUAAUCUGGAAUUCACUUUCACCGUCAUAUGCAUUGUCAGGACUAACUCAUCUACCAGAUAAUGGUACAAUUAAUGUUGAACAGAAAGGCUUUUAUUACGUCUUCUCGCAAAUCCAUUUGAAACUUGACUACACAACGACUGAAACCGACAAUACCAUGAAACAUUACAUCCAUUUAAUAUCACGAAAGGGAACAGAAACAACACUUUUGGAAAACAUAAAGUCGCGGUGUGAUAUGACAGAAUCAAGAUCUGAAAUUUCGAGUUUUGUUGGGGCCGUCUUCGAGCUGGCGGAAGGAGACCGGCUUUAUGUUGCGACAUCACAUCCUGAGCACGUUAUUUCUGACCGUACUAACUAUUAUUUUAGCAUACUCCGUGUCUAAAGGUAUAUCGCUCAUAUCAGUACUGGUGUUUGAUGCUACUGUUUGUCUUGAAGUUAGUUACAAGUAUCAAUAUCAAAAUAUCAAAAUAUGAUCGGCAAAAGGUGUUAUGAAAUGAAAGUGACUAUAUCCAGUUUUUAUUCUAUCAUGUAGAUUUAAAGGAUGUAUUGAACUCAACAACUUAUUUUGCCACCUGUUUUUAUUUUCAUAAUAACGUUUUAAAGUUGUAAAUAUAUUUUCAUAUUUCAUCCUAAUGAUCGAUUUUUUCAUUCACUACCUUUAAAAUCUAUCGGAUUUUUCGUUUGAACAUGACGGCAAAUGUAUCUUAUAUGACUUU
Molecule: messenger RNA, 1111 nt
Organism: Mercenaria mercenaria
Lineage: Eukaryota; Metazoa; Mollusca; Bivalvia; Venerida; Veneridae
Exons: 5
Coding region: 1-777 (258 amino acids)
Biological process (GO): immune response
Cellular component (GO): membrane
Molecular function (GO): tumor necrosis factor receptor binding
Source: RefSeq, a predicted model, not a curated record